CGAAAGCAGACUUUUGUUUUGAAAUGUCUCCAGGUUUGCAUUCCCAAUGUUCCCAAGUUCACACACGGGAGCGCUAGUCUUGGUCCAACUACCAAGCUCUCGCUGGAACUGCAAGAAGCUCAAGCUGACCUGCUGAAAUGAGUUUCCUCGGUGGCCUGUUUGGUCCUGUGUGUGAGAUUGAUGUCGUACUCAACGAUGCAGAGAGCAGAAAAACAGCAGAGCUGAAGACAGAAGAUGGGAAAGUGGAGAAACAUUAUUUAUUUUAUGAUGGAGAGUCAGUUUCUGGAAAGGUAAACCUCAACGUAAAACAAACUGGCAAGCGGCUCGAGCAUCAGGGAAUUCGGAUAGAAUUCGUCGGACAGAUUGAACUGUUCAGUGAUAAAAGCAACACACACGAGUUUGUGAACCUGGUGAAGGAGCUUGCUCUUCCAGGAGAGCUGACCCAGAACCGCAGCUAUGACUUUGAGUUCAUGCAGGUGGAGAAGCCAUACGAGUCCUAUGUCGGAGCUAACGUGCGACUGAGGUAUUUCCUCAAAGUAACCAUAGUGAGGAGGCUUUCUGAUUUGGUCAAGGAGUAUGACAUCAUUGUCCAUCAGCUUGCCACCUACCCAGAUGUCAACAAUUCCAUCAAGAUGGAAGUGGGCAUUGAGGACUGCCUACACAUAGAGUUUGAGUACAACAAAUCCAAAUACCACCUAAAGGAUGUCAUUGUAGGUAAAAUCUACUUUCUGCUGGUUCGAAUCAAAAUCCAACACAUGGAGCUUCAGCUAAUCAAGAAAGAAAUGACAGGAAUUGGACCGAGCACAACUACCGAGACAGAAACUGUGGCUAAGUACGAGAUUAUGGAUGGCGCACCGGUGAAAGGCGAGUCCAUUCCAAUUCGCCUCUUCCUGGCUGGCUAUGACCUCACAGCUACAAUGAGAGAUGUAAACAAGAAGUUCUCAGUGAGGUACUUCCUAAAUCUGGUGCUGGUGGAUGAAGAGGACAGGAGAUACUUCAAACAGCAGGAGAUCGUUUUGUGGCGAAAAGCCCCCGAGAAGCUCAGAAAACGCAACUUCCACCAGCGUUAUGAGUCUCCGGAGUCACGGCCGAGCCUUUCUGCUGAACAGCCUGAAAUGUGAGCAAGCAGCCAGACAUGGACACGUUUCCGCAUUGGCCAAUCACGGGAGAGGAGAGCAAAUCCCACCAAACAUCUCCACCUCCACUCCUCGCAGCUUGCGGUGAUCGGCCGUGUCUGUGCCUGCCUUCGCUGUGUCCACUCCGCCGUCCACAGCAACCAGUCUGUUAGCAUUUAAGGACUUCUUCCACACUAUAGAAAGCACUGGAACAGAAGCUACUAUGUAAAAUCCUGUAGUAAAGUUUGGGGCUUGCACCCUACACUAGAAGAAGAUUUUUAAAGCACUUGCUAGUUUUUGAAGCUCCAGAUAGAUCAAUACCAUCCGGGAUAUAAAAGUAUAUAUAUUUUACUUGACUUCACUUUAGAGAGGAUACCACUGCAUGCUGGCUGGUUGAAACAAAUCUUCGGUUAAAUGUUGGCUGCAGGGGUCGUUGUUCAACAGUCAAGAAAUGAAACGUGUUCUAGGUCCUCCCAGGCCACAGUGCCAUACCAAUUUUUGCAAUCAUAAUAAUAUGUUAAAAAAAGGCAAACAGAACUAUUUAACUUACUUAGCAUCUAAUCUCUAGGCCAUUACUGCAGUAGAUAAAUUUUCUCUAUUGUAAUUACCUUUUUGGGGAAAAAAAGAUUUUUUUUUUUUGCAUGAGGCUUUGGAAUUGAACCUUUUCAAAUGAUGAAUUUUCUUUAAAGAUGGAAUCACCUGGGUCUGGCUGGUUAUAUUCAGAGUUAGCCACACAGAAUGGCACACAAAUAUUCUCAUUUUUGUUUCUUAACUUGUUGAUAUCACUCAAUCUCAUAACAGACCCGUAUGCAGGCCGUGCCGCUUUUCAUUUUAGAGUAUUAACAGUUUCCCUUUCUCGAAUACCACAUGCUGCCAUUUCAUCCGUUUGUUUAAACGUACACAUGACCAUAAGCUUAUGAUUAAAUGAGUCAUGAUUGUCGCAUGACAUGUUCAAGGUUCUGGAUUAACAUCAAAUCUUCAUUCUGUUGCUGAUCUGCCGGUUUUCUCUAGGACGGUGAGAAACUACAUUCCUUUGGAUGUUGAUUUACCAGCAUAUAAGCCAUUAGGGUUAUGAUAUGAUAUGAACAAUAUUGACCUGUAUACAGUACUAUAGGAAUGGCAUUUCCCACCUACAAUGGCUGCUGCAGUAAUGCAUUACAAAUAUUAGAAAUGAAGUGAAGAAGGUGAAAAAUUAGUCGCUAGUGGACCUUGGGGGAAAAAAAAAUGUACAUAUCCAGCCUCAGUAUGUUUAUCUGUCAAAUAAAAAUGCAAGUUUAUACUGGU
Molecule: messenger RNA, 2399 nt
Organism: Hemibagrus wyckioides
Lineage: Eukaryota; Metazoa; Chordata; Actinopteri; Siluriformes; Bagridae
Gene: vps26a
Product: VPS26, retromer complex component A
Exons: 9
Coding region: 138-1121 (327 amino acids)
Biological process (GO): intracellular protein transport; retrograde transport, endosome to Golgi
Cellular component (GO): retromer complex; endosome
Source: RefSeq, a predicted model, not a curated record